AUGGCGCAUACAACACCAUCACACCCAACCCCAUCGCCACCACCACCCACGACUUAUGGCUGGAUAGGCAUAGGCAAUAUGGGCUACGGCAUGGCAAUGAACAUCGCCAGAAAGAUUCCGGCCACCGCACAUCUCCUCAUCAACGACCUCAGACAGGACCAAGUCGCAAAGUUCCUUGCCGAAGCAGUCGACGAGCACGGCCUCGAUCCUGCCAAAGUUAGCGCCGUCGACGCCCCAGCAGAGAUUGUUCAACGAGCGGAGAUCAUACUGACUUCGCUGCCGCAUGAUGAGGCCGUGAAGGAAGUAUUUGAGAAUGCUGAGACUGGGAUUAUUGCUGGCCUUUCGCGACCCACACAUCCUGAAGAGCACACGCAGGGACACAACUCCACCGUGAAACUAGUUCUCGAAACCAGCACCAUCGCCCCAACCACGACACUCCCUUUGCACGAAGCGAUCACCGCCAUGGGCACACAUACCUUGACGCGCCAGUCUCGGGUGGCAUUCCUCCAGCCGCAGCCGGAACACUCACCGUGA
Molecule: messenger RNA, 534 nt
Organism: Cyphellophora attinorum
Lineage: Eukaryota; Fungi; Ascomycota; Eurotiomycetes; Chaetothyriales; Cyphellophoraceae
Exons: 1
Coding region: 1-534 (177 amino acids)
Biological process (GO): L-valine catabolic process
Cellular component (GO): mitochondrion
Molecular function (GO): 3-hydroxyisobutyrate dehydrogenase activity; NADP binding
Source: RefSeq, a predicted model, not a curated record